AUGACCCUGGGAGGAGCAGGUCUGUGUCUGGAGCCACCUGAGACCGGAGGGGUUCCCUCACCAGACAAAGACAGAGAGAGCUACCUGCGUCGGAGCUGCAAAGAAAUCAAACAGGAUCGAAAGGACUCAAAGGAUGGGCUAUAUCAGCUUCGCACGAAGAACGGGCUCAUCUACCAGACCUUCUGUGACAUGACCACGGACGGGGGCGGCUGGACCCUGGUGGCCAGCGUGCACGAGAACCACCUGGCUGGGAAGUGCACGGCGGGGGAUCGCUGGUCCAGCCAGCAGGGCAACCGCGCUGACUACCCGGCGGGGGACAAUAACUGGGCCAAUUACAACACUUUUGGGUCUGCUGAGGCGGCCACCAGUGAUGACUACAAGAACCCUGGCUACUACGACAUCCAGGCUGAGAACCUUGGCAUCUGGCAUGUACCUAACCUGACUCCGCUGGAGUCCUGGAGAGACAACUCACUGCUUCGGUAUCACACCUUCUCGAACUUCUUCCGGAAUUACGGGAACAACCUCUUUGGCCUCUACCAGAUAUACCCUGUGAAGUAUGGCCUUGGCAACUGUCUGACUGACAACGGUCCUGCCAUUCCAGUGGACUAUGACUAUGGAGAUGUCAAAAAAACUGCCUCUUACUAUUCCCCCUAUGGUCAAAAGGAGUUUGAGGCCGGGUUCAUCCAGUUCCGGGUGUUCAAUAACGAGAGAGCAGCCAAUGCUCUGUGUGCAGGAAUGAGAGUCACAGGAUGUAACACAGAAACUCACUGCAUUGGGGGAGGCGGCUUCUUCCCAGAGGGUAACCCCCAGCAGUGUGGGGACUUCUCUGCCUUUGACUGGAAUGGAUAUGGAACUCACAUCGGGUAUAGCAGCAGUCGAGAGAUCACUGAGGCAUCCGUGCUCCUGUUCUACCGCUGAGCUGGAGAUGCAG
This is a messenger RNA of Suncus etruscus (white-toothed pygmy shrew), 931 nucleotides long. RefSeq names its product intelectin-1a-like. The record is from RefSeq and is a predicted model, not a curated record. Lineage: Eukaryota; Metazoa; Chordata; Mammalia; Eulipotyphla; Soricidae. Bases 1 to 918 code for a protein of 305 amino acids. Gene Ontology annotation, molecular function: oligosaccharide binding. The transcript has 7 exons.